AUGGAAGCAGGGACCUUAAACACAUAUCGCUUAAUUAUUAUUAUUAUUAUUAUUAUUAUUAUUAUUAUUAUUAUUAUUAUUAUUAUUAUUAUUAUUAUUAUUAUAUUUAUUAUUAUUAUUAUUAUUAUUAUUAUUAUUAUUAUUAUUAUUAUUAUUAUUAUUAUUUAUUAUUAUUAUUAUUAUUAUUAUUAUUAUUAUUAUUAUUAUUAUUAUUAUUAUUAUUAUUAUUAUUAUUAUUAUUAUUAUUAUUAUUAUUAUUAUUAUUAUUAUUAUUAUUAUUAUUAUUAUUAUUAUUAUUUAUUAUUAUUAUUAUUAUUAUUAUUAUUAUUAUUAUUAUUAUUAUUAUUAUUAUUAUUAUUAUUAUUAUUAUUAUUAUUAUUAUUAUUAUUAUUAUUAUUAUUAUUAUAUUAUUAUUAUUAUUAUUAUUAUUAUUAUUAUUAUUAUUAUUAUUAUUAUUAUUAUUAUUAUUAUUAUUAUUAUUAUUAUUAUUAUUAUUAUUAUUAUUAUUAUUAUUAUUAUUAUUAUUAUUAUUAUUAUUAUUAUUAUUAUUAUAUUAUUAUUAUUAUUAUUAUAUUAUUAUUAUUAUUAUUAUUAUUAUUAUUAUUAUUAUUAUUAUUAUUAUUAUUAUUAUUAUUAUUAUUAUUAUUAUUAUUAUUAUUAUUAUUAUUAUUAUUAUUAUUAUUAUUAUUAUUAUUAUUAUUAUUAUUAUUAUUAUUUAUUAUUAUUAUUAUUAUUAUUAUUAUUAUUAUUAUUAUUAUUAUUAUUAUUAUAUAUUAUUAUUAUUAUUAUUAUUAUUAUUAUUAUUAUUAUUAUUAUUAUUAUUAUUAUUAUUAUUAUUAUUAUUAUUAUUAUUAUUAUUAUUAUUAUUAUUAUUAUUAUUAUUAUUUAUUAUUAUUAUUAUUAUUAUUAUUAUUAUUAUUAUUAUUAUUAUUAUUAUUAUUAUUAUUAUUAUUAUUAUUAUUAUAUUAUUAUUAUUAUUAUUAUUAUUAUUAUUAUUAUUAUUAUUAUUAUUAUUAUUUUAUUAUUAUUAUUAUUAUUUUAUUAUUAUUAUUAUUAUUAUUAUUAUUAUUAAUAAAGGCUCACAUUUGGAACUAUUUUGGGCUAGGCUUGAAAUAUUGUUUUCAAAAAAAAUGCAACCGUCGCAUGUUUGCCAUACAAAAUCGUUUUUUGGCAAGCUCGUAA
This is a messenger RNA of Blepharisma stoltei, 1182 nucleotides long. Lineage: Eukaryota; Ciliophora; Heterotrichea; Heterotrichida; Blepharismidae. The record is from the annotation of a GenBank genome assembly.